UAUGAUGCGGCGAAGGGUCUGGCUGUGUUUGAUAGUUGUGUCAAUAAGCUAUAGCUCUUUAAUGUUGUUACAGGUAUUGACUGCCUAAAUCAAGUUUUGCAGGAUGUGGUUUUGGUUUUAUGUUCCUGUGUUUGUCACUCUGUGUGCAAGUCAUGGACCAAUAAUAGCAUGCAGUUGAAGGUGCAACGGGCAGCAUUGCAUGCAGUUUUUGAGUUGAUUUGUGAAAAUGAAGCCAACCAAAGAACUGUUGUUACGCAUUCAGAAUUUAUUUCAACCAUUUUCAAGCUUAUGCAAACUAGUGUGGACAGGGAAGCAAUGCAGUGGCUUGUUUUUAUCAUACAUCAACUAACUACAUCAGCAAACUCUUCUCAGCAUCUGUUGACAGAAGACUUGCUUCCACCUUUUGCCAAAGCAGCAAAUUUUUGCCAGGGAGAUUUAGUGUUGACUCGAUAUUGCCUUGAGUCCAUUGUUACUCACUUUGUGACAAAUGACACAGGACCAGACCAGAUAUCAGUACCACUCAAAGUGGCAAAACUUCAAUUGUGA
Corticium candelabrum is the source of this 546-nucleotide messenger RNA. RefSeq lists its product as uncharacterized. The transcript is spliced from 6 exons. NCBI's taxonomy places the organism in Eukaryota, Metazoa, Porifera, Homoscleromorpha, Homosclerophorida, Plakinidae. The record is from RefSeq and is a predicted model, not a curated record. Bases 169 to 546 code for a protein of 125 amino acids.